AUUCUUUUACUCCCUCUGAUCCAUAUUGAUUGUCGCAGCUUUAGUACAACUUUGUACUAAAGCCGUGAUAAUUAAUAUGGAUCAGAGGGAGUACUGUUAACCAAAUCCUGAAUGGCAUUAAUAUUUGGACAUAUGAAGAAGAAAGUUCUUUGCAGAAUAUCAGCUGUUUGUUUUCAGGUAUGCGGACUGUCCAGGUAAUGCUUACCUACAACCUUUUUUCUGGGCAAAAACAUGUACAUUAGAUUCACAGCUUAUUAUGUACAGAUUGCCUUUUCUGGAUCUCACAGCCGCGGUCUACAAUGCCCCACAGCUGCGGUGUACAACCCUCCUGUUUCCAAAAGAAAAGAGUCUGGCAGCAAUCGAAGGCAGAACCAGUUACUUGGUGAGCCUCAUGGAUGAUGCACACUUGUGGAGAGUGAGCAAUCAAGCAUGGUUCAAUCCUGAGGUGUCAUUGUGGUUGUGGAAACUGAGGAACUAAGCAAGGUUCUUCAACCUCAGUUGACCUUUGUUGACAGUGAGUGGCCAGGCCUGGCAUGGCUAAGUGAAGCAAAAUCGGUUCUUAUCAUAACUGAGCCCAGGGAAAAAUCAAGAGCAAGACUAAGUUAACCUGGCAAGGCUGAUGUUGAGCUCACAGUACGGAUGGCGCAUCUCCGGCCUGAGCACGACAUGAUCGAGGCGUUAUCCAGGAUGCUGGAAUGGACUGCCCUGACUGCGAGAGUCGGUCGAAUGCGGUCUCGGUUGCCCACGGACACGGUUCGUCUGUUGCUACUGAUUUUAUCUUUUUUAUUUUCCUUUCUGAUUGCCGUAAACCAUGAAAGGAGUACCCAUCCAUUCAUCUUAAUGGAGGUUCGGGAUCUGCAUUGGAUUGCGUGGCUGUGGUUUGUUAGUGAAUGAAUUGCUGUGGUCCAUCUUAUACGCUGGUACCAAACUGUUGCAUACGGCUAGGCUCAACUUUGAGCCCAACAAAUUGAAAAAUGUGCAGACACAGCACAUGCACAUUGGCACAUAUCUAGUGGCCGUUCAUUUUGAAAUGGCAGCAAUCCAGCCAGGGCUGGAGCACGGCACUCUCCUUGUUGAAUGGUUUCAUUUCAUUCAAGUGGAUUGAUGUCAAAUCUGGAUUGCAUCUAGCGCCAUUGUUAUCUCGUUGAUUAGCAUCGUCAACUCGUUGGAGAUCGACCGGGUGGCUAGCUAACUAGCAUUGCUGAUACAACCAUGGCGGCCACUCUAGGCGCAUCCCCUUGCCCGCUCGUCGGCCCGGUCCCCUUCAAGGGCGUCGGCGACGGUGAUGACCAUGCCGUCUCCCCGCCGGAAGAGUACGCGGACGUCAUCUCCGCCAUGCCUACCAUCACCGUGCGCGGAGGCCUGGUGAUGCGCCAGAACCAGGGCGCCUGGCAGGUCCACCAGUGGGUGGCGGGGUCCUCUCUUUCCAGCGGCGCUCCGCCUCAACCCGCACGACUGCGUCCCUCUGGUCGACAGCCUCUUCAGCGCCGGCCAGGAGACCAAGCUGGACGCGCUGCCGUCGCCCAGGCUGAUCAACACGCACGUCCACCACUCCCUCCUGUCGCCCACAGCCCAGACUGCAAGAUCGUCCACGCCUGCAGGAAGCCCAAGGAUAUGCUGAUUUCGCUGUGGCACUUGUACGAAAGCUUGGUGACGGCAGAGGGCGGCACCUACGCGUUCUCCGACCUGUUCGAGAACGCGUGCCAGGGCAAGCACCCCAACGGCCCCAUCUGGGACCACGUCCUCGGCUACUGGCAGGCGAGCAGAGCCAGCCCGGAGAGGAUCCUCUUCCUGCGGUACGAGGAGAUGCUGCGCGACCCGGUCGGCAACGUCAGGGAGCUGGCGCGGAUUCUCGGAGUGCCGUUCACGGCGAUCGAGGAGGCGGCGGGGCUGCCGGCGGACAUCGUGACGCUGUGCAGCAUCGAGACGCCGAGGGGCCUCGGCGCCAAGAAGACCGUCUUUGUCAAGUUCCCGCACGCGUUCUUCUUCAGGAAAGGGGUUAUCGUUAUUUGGUUCAAGAAGUAAGAAACCGUAGUAGUAACAAUUUAGAUGAAUGAAUGCAUCUCCAUGACUAGUGUGGAUGGUGCAUCUUGCAAAGCAGCCUGCCUUGUGCGACGCAGAAAAAACGGAUCGCACGCAUUUCACUCACUCUUGCGCCUAACAAACACGACAGCUGCGUAAGAAGAACCUGAAGACGCAACCACAACAAUACAUCCAGCUCAACCGCGGCGCGAUGAUCAAUCGUGUAGAAGUAACGUGUAGCCGUCAGCAAAUGGUACUAACGAACAGCGACCUCCAGCGAAAGCCUUUGCACAACGGCAAUGAACUUGUCACUUUGCGACACGCUGCCUAAGACAUGGAAUGGGGUGAUGAAUGGUAUAUGUACUGCCUCGGGUAUCAAAAUGCAAGACAUCUCUACGGUUUAAAUUGAGCUGCAAAAACAUCUUAUAUUUUGAUACGGAGAUAGUACUAAUCAGCGGGACAUAACAAAAAUUAAUUGUAGCGUGGUGCGUUCCGGAGUUCCCCUCGCCCGAUUUCAGGAGUAGACACAUGAGUUCCAUUCAACAUGCAGGCAGGUCUUCGCUCUGCUCUUCUUCAAACUAGGAACAUAAAUUUGGGCCGGACAGAUCCAUAUCAUCUUCGUUCCUUCCCCACUGCCAUUCCUUCCUCGGACAUGUGAGCGCUGAUAUGAUAUGUCACUUCUUCAAAUGCAGAUCGAUGGCCUUAACUACACCUUAAACAAGCAACAAGUCAACCAUUAACAAUAUACAUAGUUCAACGAGUUAGAUGGGCUCAUGAUGAACUAGUGCAUCGAAUAAUCAAGCGUGCUCCAGGGUGCGGCACCUGCCGACUGACUGAAGCUUCUACUCACCAGAAAAGGACCGUGGAGGAAGGAGACAUGCAAAGUUGUGGAAGCAAGCAAGGCGCAGCCAGAGGAAAACUUACAUGGAUCGAUCCUCACGCGAGCUUGCAAGGCACCCAUUGUUUCACUCUCAGGCUCAACUCGCUCGGAACCGAGGCUGACCACUCCUCCAGGUCCGGAAGGGGACCCGUCAACGCGACGUAGUUUACGCUCUCCUUCUCCGAAAGCCUCUUCCAGUUUAGCUGCGACAUAGUAGGGUCGUAUCAUCAGCAUGACAUCAUUUAGCACCAGCAGUCGAAAAUACACAGGUUCAGUAGUCUGGUAAAAAAAAAAUAUAUUCUUACUUGCCCUGGAAAUGCAGAGCAUAGAGCCUUGAUUGUGGGAUUCUGAACCCAGGAGGAAACAUCCGCGUCGGCAGCAAGAGAUACGGCGGCAUCUCCCGCACCGCAGUUGACCAUGAUUCGACCAUCGGGCAUCAGCUUCUUCGCAAUCUCUAACCAAGUGUCAACCUGCAACAAUGUUGACAUCACGUUAGAGCCAGCGGAAGUUCGUCGAAAUGAAGUAAAUACUCUGUAAAAGUACCAUUCAUCAAUUUACAAAUCUCGGGUGUGCCGUUUGUAGAAAUAUGCAAAAUCUUUAUGUACUACAGUUCCUCUAAUUCUGUUAUAGAGAUCAUUUCAUUUUUAAUUUUUUAUGCAUUUGCAUUUAUGCUGGAAAGUUUUUCAAUGCCAAUUACAUACCAGACCGAACAGAGUAUGAGCAUUCAUUUAUACAACAUGCUAACAGUUCAAAUUUGUAACCACCAUGAAGAUAUUUGUGGUGGAGCUAUGGUGACUCACACAUGCAGACCAUACCACCAUAUGGUUCUGUCGUGUUAUGCAAGGAGCACCAGACAAUGAUAAUAGUGAAAAGUACAAACUCUAAAUGCUAGCCAUGGUAGAAAUACAUGCA
This is a messenger RNA of Triticum aestivum (bread wheat), 3814 nucleotides long. RefSeq names its product flavonol 3-sulfotransferase-like. The record is from RefSeq and is a predicted model, not a curated record. Bases 1213 to 2025 code for a protein of 270 amino acids. NCBI's taxonomy places the organism in Eukaryota, Viridiplantae, Streptophyta, Magnoliopsida, Poales, Poaceae. Gene Ontology annotation, molecular function: sulfotransferase activity. The transcript has 3 exons.